Molecule: messenger RNA, 1277 nt
Organism: Salvia splendens (bonfire salvia)
Lineage: Eukaryota; Viridiplantae; Streptophyta; Magnoliopsida; Lamiales; Lamiaceae
Exons: 2
Coding region: 201-1253 (350 amino acids)
Molecular function (GO): zinc ion binding
Source: RefSeq, a predicted model, not a curated record
UUUCCCCUUAAUUUAAUUAACCCAUCUCCCACACCAAGAAACAAAAUCCCCACACUUAUUAAAUUUCUCUAAUCACCCAAAACCCAAAUUCCAAUAACUCGACAAACAAUCUCUUUUUCACCCACCUAGUAUAAAUUUCUUGCAUGUCUCAACUAUCCUCCAAUUAGUACAUCUUUUCCCCCCAAAAAAAGUAAAAAAAAAUGGAAUUCUUCACAAAGACUCCCGCCGUGAGGCUCAAAAGCCACCUCAACAAAUACCUCUCCGCCGCCGACGAUCAGUCGUCGACGAAGCAAACCCGCCGCGGCGACGCGAGGCGGACGCGCUGGCUGGUGGAGCUCGUCGACACCAACCCGCACGUCGUCCGCCUCAAGAGCUGCCACGGCCGCUACCUCACCGCCGCCGCCGAUCCCUUCCUCCUCGGCAUGACCGGCCACAAAGUGCUCCAAACCUCGCCGGAGAAUCCGGCCAGGGAUUUGGCGAUCGAGUGGCAGCCGAUCAGAGACGGAUUUCAGGUCAAGCUCAAGGCGGCGGCGGCCGGCACCUAUCUCCGGGCGAACGGCGGCACGCCGCAGUGGAGAAACACGGUCACUCACGACAGCGCGUGCGGCGCCGGCGCCGGCGCGAAUUGGGUGGUGUGGGACGUGGAGGCGGUGGAGGACGAGGCGGUGGUGGAUUAUUGGUCGAUGGUGUCGAGCUUCUCGUCCGUGGAGGAGAUUUCGGGGCUGGAUAUCGGGUACGGGUUUGAAUCGCCGAUGAGGUCGCCGGCGAUGACUCCGGCGACGCCUUCGAGGUGGUGGUCAAUGAAGAAGGCUGAGAAACGACAAGAAACCCUAGUUCUCGGAAGAACCUCAAGUAACCCCAACUCCCCAACCAUGGACCGUUCGAACUAUAGCAGAGAGACCGGUGAGAGUGGCGGUGGACGUGACCUCCGAUUCCGGUACGAAUUUUGCCAUUGCAAGAAUCGGGCUUCACUCCGAAUCGUCAACACCCAUGGAAAACCAACAAUGGGGAAGCUAUACUUUGUUUGUGAGAGAAAAGAUUGUCGUUUUUUCAAGUGGUGUGAGCCAAUCGACGAAGACGACGCCGUGACAUCUGCAAUGCCGCUGCCGGAGACCGAAAGUGAGAGUUUUAGUUUGAUUUUGUCAUCAAUCGAGGAGAAUAAUAGGGCAAUAGAGAAAUUACGUAGUGUUGUGAUGUACGGAUUUUGUUUCUUUGUUGUGGUGUUGUUUGUUUGUAUAUUAGGGUUCAAGUAAUGAAAUUUCGUUUCCAAUGGUGAA